Penicillium verrucosum is the source of this 708-nucleotide messenger RNA. RefSeq lists its product as uncharacterized. The record is from RefSeq and is a predicted model, not a curated record. The transcript is spliced from 2 exons. NCBI's taxonomy places the organism in Eukaryota, Fungi, Ascomycota, Eurotiomycetes, Eurotiales, Aspergillaceae. The coding region runs from base 1 to 708 and encodes 235 amino acids.
AUGAUGUCCACAAUAUCGGACCCUGGAGCCUCUCUGCUCGCCCAGCUAGCGUGUCCACCAAAAGUAUCUUUACAAUUACUCGGAACGCACACAACAGCCGAACAGACCGAAGUUAUCGAUUUUGAUCUCUGGAUUGAUUGUUCAAAGCAAGCGAAAUUCAAGUCUGGAGGGUUCUUCACGAGUAACGAAAGUGAUAAUCGCUUUUGGGAUCAGUCUGGUGAAUCCAAUGACAAUUUCCCGACAACAUCAUCUGGUUGGCUUCGAGAUUGGCUUGAUAGUAACGAGAGAACAAGUUGGACGAUCGACAAAAUCGUCUCUUUGAGCGAUAACGAUUCGGCUGCUAUGAAAGCCCACGCAGAGGGCCUCGCACGCAAAAUCGCAUAUGGCGGAUCUAUCAUUGUUGAAAUUCACACACCACCUCUCGAGACGGAUGUCGCUGCAAACACUGCAGAGAUCCGAGCCGAAUGGAGCUUUGGUUCUCCUUUCGUUUCGACGGAGUUACCAUGGGACCUGUUGGUAAUGAAUGCAAUGGUCGACCGCAGGAGAGGAUUUAUCUCGGUUGAUGAGCCACGCCCUUCUCAUGGAAGAUCACCGUUUCGAAGGGCCAUGAAAUCUAAUAACACUUCUACGGUCGUAUCACAGGUUCGGAAUGGGGAGGGGUUCGAGCAUACAGUACUACAAUACUCGAAAUGGGGAUCUGAUAUUUAG